CAAACAGUAUUAGUCACUGCUCUAAGUUUGAACUCUAAACAAGUUUGAAUUGACUUAACUUACAAGUAAAUCGGAGAAUGGCAUCCCAAAAAAGUAAUAAACCUGUUUUCUACUUUUCGAGUAUGUCUUCUCCCAUUCUAUGUUACAACGAAGAGAGUAUAUUAAUAACGCAAGACAUUCUGUACCCCCAUCCCUCGUUGGACAUCUGAAGGUGAAAAAUAAAAGAAGACUUCUUGUCUGCGUCUGCCGGGAGUCGAACCCGGGUCUAUUGCUUGGAAGGCAAUUAUCCUAACCGUUGGACUACAAACGCCCACAGGGUGACACCUCUGAUUGGCGAAUAUUUGUCUAUCUUAUUUACAAACUCAGAUAAAUUGGUUUCAAUCUUUUGAUUUCUUGAAGGAGAUGGAACGUUGUUUUCUCUCUGUUUUUCUUUUACGGUUAGUGGGAAGUUUUCUUUCUUUUCUAUAACAUUAAUUUUCUUGCAUGGUUAAUUGUCACUUGGAAAGCAACUGCAACACUUGGAAGAAUGAAUUUCAUUCAAAGAAUCAAAGUGACUGGAGGACAAAACAUGGGAAAUGAAACAGUAAAGGGUUUAUGAGUAGGAAUCAGAGGUGAUCAAGAUUCCAAAAUGAGGCUACACAAUAGAAGACAGAUUUUGUAACAAUGCUGGGUUGGUAAUGAGUACCUGACAAAUUUACAUCAUCCUCGUAAAAUACAUUAUUAUUCCCUUGCACCAAACAUAAAGUAUAUGCGUCUUUAUAAAACAUUGCAUUGCAUGAUCCACCAUGUGAACGACCAGACGGAACACAGCCAUCCAUUUUCAAAUAAUUCUAUAACUACAGCUCCCUAUUUUUUGACUGAUUAAAUUAAACUACACCUAUAGCAAUAUCAUUAUUUGCCAUCCCACAUUCUCAAGUACUUCUACAACUCCUGCAUUUUAGACAUAUAAUAAUAAUCUAGAAGACUGCUUGUUUUUCUAGUUGGCAGCAUCAUGUGCAGCAAUAUCUUUAGUUAUAUAGGAUCGUGGAGAGAGAUUUCUUGUUUGUAUCUAAGAAAGUGCCAACUUUUGAUCAUGUUAUCCUUCACAAGACUUUUGAGUAAUAUGUUCAUUUUCUUUACAUAAGAGACAACCGGCAUGAAUAUUGUAAAACAUGUUGUUCCCUUUCACCAAACAUGGUGAAAACAAUGAUAGAUAGCUCAUUGCAUAAAGUAGCAUGGUAACUUAGAGGUAAUGAAGCAGAUGUAACUCCCAAAUUUUGACGGAUUAAACCAUCAACCUUCGGUAUAUUUUUAUGGCCUACUUUGUUUUAUUCAAUGGACAGUGGACACUAGAAACCUUGGAAGUACAGUAACAAAGUUUUGAGCUCAUGAUAAGAUGAAAUAAUUUGAUGGCUUCUUUAUUGGCACAUAAUUUGUAGCAUAUGCCGCAUUGUGCAUUAAAGUAUUAUCUAAACGAGACAAGCACAGCGCAGAGAGAGAGAGAGAGAGAGAGAGUUCAUAUACUGGAGAAACCACCAAUAUAUGUGAAUAACUCAAUCCUACAAAUGAUUCAAUGCUAUGAAAUUUCUCUCUUAUGUGCUAGAUCUUUAGAAAGAAACUAGCAUUGCCAGAUGUGUUCAAUGAGUUUGCUUGCUUCUAAGCCUUGUAUCAAGGUUAGCACUGGCAAAUUCCCAUCUCGAAACUCGAUAAUUAUAAGAUCUGAAGUGGCUAUGGCUCCCCAGCACAGCAGCACACUCACUUUUCCUGCGUUGUCAAAGUAUGACAUUCCUCUUGUUGAUUUAUAUGUGCAGGAAAUUGUAGAAAGGCAGUCGCAGAAGAACAACUUAGCCAGGGAAGAUCCAUGUAAGAAGCCACGGUUCCACCCUAUGUUUCUUGAAGAAGCAUAUGAAAGGUGCAGGAACAUUUGUGCAGAAUAUGCCAAGACCUUCUAUCUAGGAACUUUGCUAAUGACCGAGGAGAGACAGAAAGCCAUAUGGGCUAUAUAUGUCUGGUGCAGGAGAACAGAUGAACUCGUCGAUGGCCCUAAUGCUGGUUAUCUGAGCUCUGUUUCUCUUGAUAGGUGGGAGGAGAGACUGCUAGACAUUUUUAGUGGACGCCCUUAUGACGCGCUAACUGAUACAGUUUUCAAGUUCCCUUUAGACAUUAAGCCAUUCAGGUACAUGAUUGAAGGAAUGAGAAUGGAUACAAGGAAAUGUUGCUAUGAGAACUUUCAAGAACUCUACCUUUACUGCUACUAUGUGGCUGGAACUGUGGGUUUAAUGAGUGUUCCUGUGAUGGGAAUUGCACCAGAAUCUCUGGUUUCUGCUCAAAAUAUAUACAAUGCAGCACUCUACUUGGGUAUAGGAAAUCAACUUACUAACAUCCUCAGAGAUGUAGGAGAGGAUGCUUUAAGAGGGAGAAUUUAUCUUCCCCAAGAUGAGCUUGCACAGUUCGGACCAUGCAACAAAGAUAUUUUCUCAAGGAAGGUCACUGAUAGGUGGAGAGAGUUCAUGAAAGAGCAGAUUACAAGAGCAAGGUUCUACUUCAAACUGGCAGAGGUGGGGGCUUCUCAGCUUGACAAGGCUAGCCGCUGGCCAGUGUGGUCAUCCUUACUAUUGUAUAGAAUGAUACUGGAUGCAAUUGAGGGCAACGAUUAUGAUAAUCUGACAAAGCGAGCCUACGUUGGGAGGACUAAGAAACUUCUCAUGUUGCCUGUAGCAUACACUAGAUCUCUAUCCACCUCAAUCUCGAUCCUUCGCUAACAAGGCUUUGUGUAAUAGGAGUGAUAUCAUGUGGGUGUACUUUAACAACAAUGUUAUUGGAGCUUAACCAUGAUCACCUUUGUGAAACUCCUAAAUUUUUAUAUGACUAGUUUCUCAAUUAUUUUGGGAAGCUGUCUUCUUGUAGCUUACCAGUUUCCCAACAUCUGAUCAAAAGCCAAUCGCAUAUCAGUUCCAUAUUACAUGCCUAAGGGCUCAUAGAUCUUUCUUUUCUUUUUCUUUCUUUUUUAGGCAAAAUAUAUUUAAAACUUGGG
This is a messenger RNA of Carya illinoinensis, 3013 nucleotides long. RefSeq names its product phytoene synthase 2, chloroplastic-like. The transcript has 6 exons. Gene Ontology annotation, molecular function: geranylgeranyl diphosphate synthase activity. The coding region runs from base 1611 to 2741 and encodes 376 amino acids. Gene Ontology annotation, biological process: carotenoid biosynthetic process. Lineage: Eukaryota; Viridiplantae; Streptophyta; Magnoliopsida; Fagales; Juglandaceae. The record is from RefSeq and is a predicted model, not a curated record.